Triticum dicoccoides is the source of this 1513-nucleotide messenger RNA. Its product is annotated as protein CUP-SHAPED COTYLEDON 3-like. The transcript has 2 exons. Gene Ontology annotation, molecular function: DNA binding. Gene Ontology annotation, biological process: regulation of DNA-templated transcription. The record is from RefSeq and is a predicted model, not a curated record. Lineage: Eukaryota; Viridiplantae; Streptophyta; Magnoliopsida; Poales; Poaceae. Bases 132 to 1145 code for a protein of 337 amino acids.
ACACACACACACACCACCAUAGCCAAGAGCAGCCCAUUUCACACUGGCACCAGCUGCUUGCUCGCCGUGCCACAGCUCGCUUCACCUAGCUAGUAGAGAGUGUGAGAGUGGACGUUGAAGGGCCAGCGCGCAUGCACCAGCAACAGCACCCGCACCAACCGGCGGCGGCCAUGGGCGACGCGCUGUGGGAGCUGAUCGGGGAGGAGAUGGCGGCGGCGGAGGCGGCCGCCGGGGAGCACGGCCUGCCCCCGGGCUUCCGCUUCCACCCCACCGACGAGGAGCUUGUGACCUUCUACCUCGCCGCCAAGGUCUUCAACGGCGCGUGCUGCGGCGGCGUGGACAUCGCGGAGGUGGAUCUGAACCGGUGCGAGCCGUGGGACCUCCCGGAGGCGGCGAGGAUGGGGGAGCGGGAGUGGUACUUCUUCAGCCUCCGCGACCGCAAGUACCCCACGGGCCUCCGCACCAACCGUGCCACCGGCGCCGGCUACUGGAAGGCCACCGGCAAGGACCGCGAGGUGCUCAACGCCGCCACGGGCUCCCUCCUCGGCAUGAAGAAGACGCUGGUCUUCUACAGAGGCCGCGCCCCCCGCGGCGAGAAGACCAAGUGGGUCCUCCACGAGUACCGCCUCGACGGCGACUUCGGCGCCGCCCGCCGCUCCUGCAAGGAGGAAUGGGUGGUGUGCAGGAUCUUCCACAAGGCGGUAGACCCGUACAGCAAGAUGAUGGAGAUGAGAAACCCCUACUGCUACUUCCCCAUGAGCCCCCACCACCCCAGCUUCUUCCAGGACGCACCUCCUGUCCCCUUCCCAAACCCUAGUCAGCUCAUCCCCUUUCACCAUGACCUCCCAAACCUGCAGUCAUCCCCAAUAAUGCAGAGCCAGGGCCAGGCCAAGAACACAAGCAGCAACAAUGGCGGCUUCCCAGCAGCAGCUUGCGUCCAGGAGCAGCCAAACAGCAGCUGUAACCAAGCAUAUUUCCCUUUCCCUCCCUUCGCCUCCAUCGUCAAUGGCAAGGCAGGCCCACCGGCGCAGCCCAGGGUCAAUGGCGGUCCACAGGAGCCACCGCCGACCUGGCUGGACGCUUGCCUGCAGCACAGCGCCUUCAUGUACGAGAUGGGCCCACCUGCAGCCACCAGGGGGGCAUGAUCCGGCCGGGUCACUCGUUUCCUAGGGCUACCCUCCCAUCUCGUUCGAUCGUUAUGUUGCAGCUUUUGAUUAUUGAUUAGUCAAGUUGCGAGUGUGAUCGAUCGAUAUUUAGACAAGCACUUGUAAUUGUUUUCCCUUGUUCUCCGAUCAAUCCUCUAGCUUCCGUAGCUUAUGAUCAUAUGUAGUGCUUUGCUUGCUCGUGCAUGGGAUCAUUGGAGUAGUAGGAGACUAGCUAGCACUGAACUACUAAUCUCGUGAUCCAUGCUUGUACUCACAUGCACUAUGGUCCUAUGUAGUUUUAAUCUAUGUGUAAUGAAGAACAUCUCCUUGUGGAUUUGCUUUUCACAUGCACGAUAUAAUAUGUACUG